GCUGAGCUGAGCUGGGGGGUCGCGGCUGGUUGCCGCCGCCGCCGCCGCCAUGGGGAAGUCGGAUUUCCUGAGCCCCAAGGCCAUCGCCAACCGCAUCAAGUCCAAGGGGCUGCAGAAGCUGCGCUGGUACUGCCAGAUGUGCCAGAAGCAGUGCCGGGAUGAGAAUGGCUUCAAAUGUCAUUGUAUGUCUGAAUCCCACCAGAGACAGCUGCUACUUGCUUCUGAAGAUCCUCAGCAAUUCAUGGAUUAUUUUUCAGAGGAAUUCCGAAAUGAUUUCUUAGAACUGCUCAGGAGACGAUUUGGAACUAAGAGAGUCCACAAUAAUAUUGUAUACAAUGAAUAUAUCAGCCAUCGAGAGCACAUCCACAUGAAUGCCACGCAAUGGGAAACCCUAACUGACUUUACUAAAUGGUUAGGGAGAGAAGGCUUCUGCAAAGUGGAUGAGACUCCUAAAGGCUGGUAUAUCCAGUAUAUUGAUCGGGACCCAGAAACUAUCCGUAGACAACAGGAACAAGAGAAGAAGAAGAAACAGGACCUUGAUGAUGAAGAAAAAACUGCCAAAUUCAUUGAAGAGCAAGUUAGGAGAGGCUUGGAGGGGAAAGAACAGGAAAGGCCUGUCUAUACUGAACUAAACCGAGAAAAUGAUGAAGAGAAAGUUGCAUUUAAUUUAAACAAAGGAGCAAGUACCUCAGUAGCAGCGUCUUCUAAAACAAGCAGUGUCCUUGGACCGAGUGCAUUGAAGAUGGUGGGAGGAGCAGGAUCAGUUAAACGGAAAGAAUCUGCUCACAGCUCAGGUCAAUCAAAAGAGAAAAAGAAGAAAUCUGCACUGGAUGAGAUCAUGGAGUUUGAAGAAGAAAAGAAAAAAACAGCCCGAACAGACUACUGGUUGCAGCCUGAAAUUGUUGUAAAAAUUGUAACAAAAAAGCUUGGUGAGAAGUAUCAUAAGAAGAAAGCAGUUGUUAAGGAGGUAAUUGACAAAUACACAGCAGUUGUAAAGAUGAUUGAUUCUGGAGACAAACUGAAACUUGACCAGACACAUCUAGAGACCGUAAUACCGGCACCAGGAAAGAAAGUUCUGGUUUUAAAUGGAGGUUACCGAGGAAAUGAAGGCAUCUUGGAAUCUAUAAACGAGAAGAACUUCUCAGCAGCAAUAAUCAUUGAAUCUGGGCCUUUAAAAGGACGGAGAAUUGAAGGCAUCCAAUAUGAAGACAUUUCCAAACUCCUUUGAGACUCAAAGCAAUGGGUCAAAGCUGCCUCUUGGAAACAUCAAAUUGGUGUCCUCUAUGCAGACACACGAGACUCUACUAUGUCAGGGUUUUUAAUUUGUGUAUAUAGAAAAAACAACUUCGAUUUAUAUAAAGACCACUAUAAAUCUGUUAACAUUUGUGAGAAUCUUGUCUAAACUGAUUCUGUAUCAAAGUUGUAUUGUGUUGUAAUAUUUUAAUUUGUUUUCCUUUUCUAAGAUUAGGUGAUACCUGUGUGCUGGAAUAUUUUACUUACUGAACUAUGUUAAAUGUUUUAUAAAAUAUCACCAGCUAGAAAGGGCCACUUGAGGCAGAUACUGUAUGUAACGUCGUCUAUAGUUUGCAUAACACACUUCUGGAUCUGCUGCCAAAACAAAAUUCUGGCUUUCGAACAAGCAAAGAGAUUAAAAGAAAAGCAGGAAGGCAGCAGUGCUGUGGGGGAUUAUUUUUCUGGGUUUUGAUGAUGUACAUAAGAAUGGUUUGGUUUAUUAGUUUUAAAGUGAGUGCAAUAAAUUACAGCAGAACCUGCUUAAUCAGUACUCUGCUAAACCACACACCCAGUCAGGACCUGAUCCCGGCAUCCUCUGUGUUCCCAUUACCGAUCACGGCUGGACUUGCCUCUGUAGCGACUCCAAGACUUGGCAUGAUUUAUGGGGCAGUGCACUUCUAUGAAUCUGAACAGUAAAGAAAUGGCACACCUAGUUGUCGGCUCAGUUAAUAGAGAUGAAGUGAUGGUUGUGCUGGCAUAGAUUCCCCAGGGCCUAGUCCUUUGUUCACUUUAAUGCUGCUUUCCUGCUCUAUUGUGGAUCCUAAAUGAGUCACUUUUCUUUGAAUAGUUUUUAAAACGUGUAACAGUUUGUACAACACUUAUUUUUAAAGCAAUUUGUGGAAUAAAAGCCCAUCUCUCUCAGUACAAUGUAUCCCUUAAAAGCCUCUGGAUAAUCAGGAUUGUUGUCAACUGGUGCUCCCUAGUGGAAUCAAGCCAAGAGUCCAGAUGCAUGUCUUGCUUUAUUUGUUGAAAUAACUCAAAUGCAAAAACCACCACGGGAAGAGGAUGAAACAUUACAUUUGGGCUGAUAUGCCUCUGAUUAAAUCUCAUGUGUUCUUGGAACAUGAUAUAGAAAUUAUCUUGACCCCAGCUAAAAUAAUUAUGGAGAGCAAAUCCCACGAUUGGACACAAUUGGGUUUUUAGAUGCACUUGAGUCAGUGCUGAUCUUCUCUUAGUAGUAGUUCUUCUGUAACACUUAAUCAAGACAGAGGCUCUGUUGUGCCAGGUGCUGUACAGACCUAGGAAGACGCAGCCCCUAACUGGAAGUUUAAAAUCAACUGAAGACAAGAAGGGAGGGAGACAAGCAAUAGGGGGUGAACGGGGAGGGUGGACGAGGGUAACUGGUAAUAGUUACAUGGCUUUGUUUUGUCAUAACUUGAUGGAGCUGAAUCAUUGAAGUGACUGGGGAUACCAGAGGGAGAGAUGUAAGAGGUGGUGGACAGGAGGGAGGGAGGCAUUUACAUGAGUCUGGCUCAGGCUGGAGGGGAGGUUUUGGGGGCGGGGAGAGGCUGGGUAAUUAGGUGAGAGGAUGGAGGUGAAGAGGUGGCUGGUCAGAAGGAUGGGGAUGCAGUGGGGGGAUAAUAGGAAGUAGAGCAGCAAUCUUUCCUAACGAUCUAGACAGGAAAAUGAGGGGAGCUGGUGCCCAGAGCACAUCUCAUUCGGUUGGAGAGGGAUGGGGUAGUACCGGAUUCUUCUUGGCUUGUGCUGGAGCUGCUGCUGGUAGCAUAUUCUGGGGGGUUAGAGGCUGCCAGGGCUCUCCUCUGAGAGUUAGUUUUUAGCGGAGAACAUUGGGGACAGUGUUCAGGGAGGGUUGGGGUAGGUUGGCUGGAGAAUCCAGUGUUAGUCUCUAACCUUCUGCUCUUUCUUGCCUCAGUAGUUUUAGGCUGAGCGAGUUUCCUUGAAAAGAUCUGACUGUGGUGUUCUUGAUUAACAAGCAAAUCUCCUUCCUCCUCUAGUCUAAUGGUUAGACAGUGCAGGACGCUGUGCUGAUCUGAGCAAGCUGAAAGUUCAGGUCACCAUGUUAGUAAUAAGCGGCGCACUCACUGUCUUGCAUGCUGUUGAAUUUGUGGUCUCAAGGGGACCCCUGCCGGUGAAAUAGUAGAUUGCAGGAUUUUUCAUACAUCCACUGCAAUGACUGGUUUCUGAAAGAGCCAUUUUAUCUGCGAUUGAAAUGCUCCUUUUGACUCCAGGAAUAGAGGUGAUGCACUGCAGAGCAGUAACCAAAAGUGGCUUUAAAAACAAUCUGUUGCAGCUGAGUUUGUUUAAAGAAAGUUUUACAUAAAACGAUACUUCCCACUUGUUCAAAACUCUUUAUUCCUCCCAGCAUGGCGGAGAGCUAGACAGGUGGUGGCGUCCAUGUUUUAGAGACAGAGGAAGCUAAAGUACAGAAAGAAAAAUGACUUGCUCAAGGCCACAUGCUAGAGUGGAGUAAAGCAAGGAAGAAUUUCAAGAGAACCUGGCCAAGACUGGGCAGAGGUGGAGGGAAGAAUUAUGUGAACUGAUUUCAAAAGCACUGAGCUAUCUCAUUAACCUCCAUGGAAGCUAGUGGAGGCUCAACACUUUUGUCGAUCAGCUUAGCUAUUUAGGUGCUUAAAUACCAAUUCAGGAACCUAACUUUGGGUACCCAUUUAAAAAAAAUCUUGGGUUCCCUACCCUCAUUCCUCGAGCCCAAAUGGUCCACUCCUCCGUUUUGAAGCUGAACUCACACAUUUACUGAAUAACAUACAUAUUUAAGAGGAUUUUCAAAGCUGGCUUUUGAAACACUUGAUGCUGUUACAGUAUUUCCAUUUACUAAAUUGUGGCAUUUCUCUUGUGUUGGGAAUGCCCCUUGAUUCCUUCCGGAAGGAAGUCCAGUUUAUAUUUCUGUGCAACACGACAGACAUCUUCACUGUGAAUUUUAAUUGGUUAAUAUUGCAGAGCAUGUGUGAAUGUAGGUUUGUUUCUGUAGUUCCUCUAUUUUGUAUGUAUUAAAUAAAAUUGGUAUUGCCUACGCUGACUUGUA
Malaclemys terrapin pileata is the source of this 4294-nucleotide messenger RNA. RefSeq names its product Kin17 DNA and RNA binding protein (gene KIN). The record is from RefSeq and is a predicted model, not a curated record. Gene Ontology annotation, molecular function: double-stranded DNA binding. Gene Ontology annotation, cellular component: nucleus. Gene Ontology annotation, biological process: DNA replication; DNA damage response. Lineage: Eukaryota; Metazoa; Chordata; Testudines; Emydidae. The coding region runs from base 50 to 1228 and encodes 392 amino acids. The transcript is spliced from 13 exons.